GACUCGCCGUUUCUUGUCCAUCUUGUGAAGCCAGCAGCAACAGCAGCAGCAGCAGCAGCCCGCUGUGUUGUCAUUCAGGCCUCCGCUCCGAGCGCAUUCACAUGUGUCUGUUCCCUUGUCUCGUCUCCUGCAGCUCGCCGUCGAGGCUUUAAAGCGCUCUGUCUGCAUACUGAGCGGCAGAAGAUCUCGCGAGAGCUCCGGCGGUCGCUCAGGCUGGCCGAGGCUUUGCAGCAGACAGAGGGAGAAGGCAGGCAGGCAGCAUCAUGGCGGACAGAGACAGUGGUAGUGAGCAGGGAGGAGCAGCCACGGGCCCAGGCUUCGGUUCCAUGCACCUAGCGACAGGAGGGGCGGGCUCGGCUUCCGGGCUCCAGCACGAGACACAGGAGCUGGCGUCGAAGCGGGUUGACAUCCAAAACAAACGCUUCUAUUUGGACGUAAAGCAGAACGCGAAAGGCCGCUUCUUAAAGAUAGCAGAAGUCGGGGCCGGUGGAAACAAGAGCCGCCUCACUCUCUCCAUGUCCGUGGCGGUCGAGUUCCGAGACUACUUGGGGGACUUCAUCGAACAUUAUGCCCAGCUGGGUCCGAGCAACCCGGGACUGGUACAAGACGAGCCCCGGCGAGCACUCAAAAGCGAGUUCUUGGUUCGAGAAAAUCGGAAAUACUAUAUGGAUCUGAAAGAGAACCAGAGGGGACGGUUUCUGAGGAUUCGACAGACCGUUAACCGGGGGCCCGGUUUGGGAUCCACGCAAGGCCAGACGAUUGCUCUGCCUGCCCAGGGACUUAUUGAGUUUCGUGACGCUUUGGCUAAACUUAUUGACGAUUACGGUGUAGAGGACGAACCUGCAGAGUUGCCCGAAGGGUCAUCAUUGACUGUGGACAACAAACGUUUUUUCUUCGACGUCGGAUCCAAUAAGUAUGGUGUGUUCAUGAGGGUAAGCGAGGUGAAGCCAACGUACCGCAACUCAAUUACGGUGCCCUACAAAGUGUGGUCCAAAUUUGGGAAUACUUUCUCUAAAUAUGCCGAGGAGAUGAAGAAGAUCCAGGAGAAACAGCGGGAGAAAAGGGCAUGCGAGCUGCAGCAACAAGAGGAGAUGCAGGCGGACGAUGGAGACGAGGAUUGAUAGAUAGCAAAAAAAAGAAAAAACAUGCAAGAGUAAUGAAAAUAACAAGAGAAAUAUAAUUAAAAACUCUACUGUAUAAAGAAAGAAAUCUAAAGAUUUAACUGUAUUGGUUUAACUCCAAGGGAGCAUCACCCACAAUAUAAGAAACCUCCACAACCUGACAGUUAUGACAUGUUGUCACUCAUCGCUGGAUGUUACCCCACUUAUCCACCAUUAAUACAGUUAACAGGCUGCUAAACAAAGUAAUAACAUUAUAUUUGAACAUUGUUUCCUACUUGACAAACAAUAUGAACUGAGUGUUUAUUUCCCUUAUUAACAGAAAACUUUUGUACCAGUUAAAGCUAUUGUAAAAAAAAAAAAAAAAAAAGUCUGCAAUGUUCAAAUGGAAUUAUUGCCGAGUAUGGAGGAAAAACCGUUUCCUUUUCAUGUGAGCUAAUGACUUCAGCACAAAUCAGAUAUUUUAAUUUUUAAACCAAAAUUCAAAAAAACUUUGUAAAAGGUUGUCACAUGUACUUGCCAUCCUAUUUACCUUUACCUGUGAGUAAAGAUGUGUUUACACAUAAAUCAUAUGAGGGCUAGGCCUGCUUUGGAAACUGGUUAGAUGUCAUGCAGUAUAAAAGGAACAUAUAGGCAUUUUCAUCAAAUGAAAUAAGUGCUCUAUUUGUCGUGCAAUAUGCAUUGCAUAAAAAUCAAAUAUAUUGAACUGGUCAAUGGAUCUUGACAUGAUGAUGUUUGCCAGAGGCAUUCAAAGAAAUAUUAAUAUUGUAAUUUUGUUUCAGUUGAAAUUGUUGCCAUGCAGAUGGAUAUAUUAUAGACUACCUUUGU
Molecule: messenger RNA, 1946 nt
Organism: Epinephelus moara (kelp grouper)
Lineage: Eukaryota; Metazoa; Chordata; Actinopteri; Perciformes; Serranidae
Gene: puraa
Product: purine-rich element binding protein Aa
Exons: 2
Coding region: 264-1121 (285 amino acids)
Biological process (GO): regulation of transcription by RNA polymerase II
Cellular component (GO): nucleus
Molecular function (GO): DNA-binding transcription factor activity, RNA polymerase II-specific; purine-rich negative regulatory element binding; RNA polymerase II transcription regulatory region sequence-specific DNA binding
Source: RefSeq, a predicted model, not a curated record